Durio zibethinus is the source of this 1481-nucleotide messenger RNA. Its product is annotated as flavonol 7-O-rhamnosyltransferase-like. Gene Ontology annotation, biological process: flavonol biosynthetic process. Gene Ontology annotation, molecular function: UDP-glucosyltransferase activity. The record is from RefSeq and is a predicted model, not a curated record. Lineage: Eukaryota; Viridiplantae; Streptophyta; Magnoliopsida; Malvales; Malvaceae.
CUAAAAAUAAUAACCCACUUUCAUCGGCCUCCUUAGUUUCAUCCUGAUUCGUCUUCUCUAUUAUGAUUUGUACUUCGGCUUUAAAAGGCUUGAAUCCAACACACAUAGAAUUAGCAAAGAUGGAGAGUGAGCUACAAUGUUUCGGCAAAGAAGCCGGUGCACACAUCUGGGUCAUCGCAUUCCCAGCAUGCGGCCACAUUCUUCCUCUCGUGGACCUAACCCAUCAGCUUCUUCUUCGUGGCUUAACAGUGACAAUCUUGGUCACACCCAAAAACCUUUGCUAUCUAAAUCCUCUUCUCUCUUUGCACUCUCCCAAUGUUAAAACUCUAGUCUUCCCUUUUCCUCCUCACUCUCCUCUCCCUCCUGGAGUUGAGCAGAUGCAAGACCUGCCCAUAUCCUUUGUUCCUGACAUAGCAAACGCCUUGGGCAAACUCUAUGACCCUUUGUUUCAAUGGUUUCAAACCCACACAUCUCCUCCUGUUGCUAUUCUCUCCGAUAUAUUGCUCAGUUCUUGGACUACUAAGCUAGCUUCCCAUCUCAAUAUACCAAAUAUCAGUUUUAUUCCGUUCAAUGUAGCUGCAGUAUCUUUCUGGUUUGACAACCUAAACAAUAGUGGAUCCUUUUACAGAGAAGCAUUUACGGCAAGUAUACAAAGCCGGGGGCUUGUUUUUAACUCGUUUAAAGAGUUGGAAGGUGUAAAAUUGGAUAUGAUCAAGGAGAAGUUUACCCGAAAUGAUCGGGUUUGGGCCGUAGGGCCUUUGCUCCCUGUAAAAGCUGGGGACAAUGGCCUAAAUGAGAGAGGAGGACCGAGUUCAAUACCACAAGAUCAAGUAAUGGCAUGGCUAGAUUCUUGCAAACAGAACAAAUCGGUGGUCUACGUGGGAUUUGGGAGUCAGAUUACGUUGACCAAACAACAAAUGAAGGCAAUAGCCUCCGCCCUGGAAGAGAGUGGGGUUCGUUUCAUAUGGGCUGUCAAGGAUCCAAUGAAAAAUGUUGAAGUUGGCGGUGAUGAUCAAUCUAUAAUUCCCAACGGAUUCGAAGACCGAGUGGCAGGAAAAGGCCUUGUGAUCAAAGGGUGGGCGCCGCAAGUGGCGAUUCUCAGGCAUCGGGCCGUCGGUUCUUACUUGACUCAUUGCGGGUGGAACUCAGCACUCGAAGCGAUCCUUGCUGGAAUAUUGUUGCUUGCUUGGCCUAUGCAAGCUGACCACUUCCACAUCACCAAGCUGUUGGCAGAUGAAUUUGGGGUGGCUAUCCGAGUUUGCAAGGGCUUAAAGAGUAUCCCUGAUGCGACCAAACUAGCUCGGAUCUUUGUUGAUUCCACAAGCAUGACACAGCCAGAACGAAUUCGAGCCAUGGAAUUGAAGAAAAAUGCAUUGAAUGCCAUCAGAAAAGGUGGAACUUCCUACCAGGCUCUUGAUAAACUCGUAGAAGAAUUGUCGAGCAAUAAAAUUAAGAUAAAAAGAAAAAGAUCAUCCAUGUAA